CCACCAUCUCUCCCUCUCUCUCUCCAUUCCCCCUCUCCUCCUCAGAUCUCCCACCUCGAACCCUAGCCAUGGCGAUCGCGGCGCGCGCCCUGCGCCGCAUCCCCCUCCACCUCGCCCCCUCCCUCUCGCGGGCCUUCUGCGCGCUCUCGCCGGCCGCCCCCGCCCCGGCCGCUGCCUCCGCCAAGGUCGCCGACCGCAUCGUGCGCCUCCUCGCCAUCGACCCGGACGGCGCGCGCCGCGAGGUGGUCGGCCUGUCCGGCCAGACCGUCCUCCGCGCGCUCGCCAACGCGGGCCUCAUCGAGCCGGAGUCCCACCGCCUCGAGGAGAUCGACGCCUGCUCCGCCGAGUGCGAGGUCCACAUCGCGCAGGAGUGGCUCGACAAGCUCCCCCCUCCUUCCUACGAGGAGCGCUACGUCCUCACCCGCGCGUCCCGGAACCGGGAGCUCAACAAGCACGCGCGGCUCGGGUGCCAGGUCGUGCUCACACCGGAGCUCCAGGGGAUGGUCGUCGCCGUUCCGGAGCCCAAGCCAUGGGACAUCCCGUAAUUGCGAGCCGCCGCUGCGAUGGUGAUGUGAGACUUCCUUUCCCCCACCGUCUCCCUCGGCGGGUGCGUUCGUGCCGCGCCAACGCUUUUUUUAUGUUAUGGAUUCGAUGAAAGAAUAAUGAUUUGAUGGGCAAAACUUUAGUGCUGAUGUUUAAACUUUUGUUUACUUUGAAUGUGGUAACAUGUGGAUGAUGUAAUGUGGAAUCCCUUGAAAUUGCCUCGGUUCAGUUCAAUUGAUGAAUGGUGUUGGAGCCAGAGUUAAGAUUCA
Oryza sativa Japonica Group (Japanese rice) is the source of this 812-nucleotide messenger RNA. RefSeq lists its product as uncharacterized. The record is from RefSeq and is a predicted model, not a curated record. Gene Ontology annotation, molecular function: 2 iron, 2 sulfur cluster binding. Lineage: Eukaryota; Viridiplantae; Streptophyta; Magnoliopsida; Poales; Poaceae. Gene Ontology annotation, biological process: P450-containing electron transport chain. Gene Ontology annotation, cellular component: mitochondrion.